AUGCAAAGAGAGGAAUCAGUAAUUCAAUUGUAUGUUCAUCUAGUAGUUGAGAUGAAUACAAUGCAGAGCAACAACCCACAAGUUGUGAUGAGCAAUGCUCUUGUGAAUGAUAACUUUGGAGUGCCAAUGGAGGAUACAAACAUGGACAUGUUUCAUGGUUAUAUACUGGAUGAUGUGGAGGCCAUGAAGAUGGUACAGGAACCACCGCACAAGCUGAAUACUAUUCCUAAGAAAAAGAGGCAACACCCAGUUGCUUGGACUCACGAAGAGCACAAGAAUUUCCUGCAUGGACUAGAAGUGUAUGGCCGUGGUAACUGGAAGAACAUAUCUAGGUACUUCGUCCCCACAAGGACGCCGAUCCAGAUCUGUAGCCAUGCGCAGAAGUAUUUCCAUAGGAAGGAGUGCACCACUAGGAAACAACACUUCAACAUCAAUGAUGUCGGCCUCUAUAACACAGAGCCAUGGGUGCAGAAGAACUCUUCUAGUUCAAAGUCUCUCGCCUUUGGCCGUAGUGCUUACAACACACAUUAUUAUGACGUUGAGGGACAACAAGUUGUCUUGAACAAACUCGCACAUGCUAGCCAAGCGAGCAGUAGACAUGCGGCCACCUGGACUAGAGGUCAGCACAUAAUAGCUAGUUCAUCCAUAGAUCCAACGAUGGUGCAGAGUAACUCUCUUGGAUGGGAGGCGCUCGCCUUCACUAGAGGUGUUGACGACACAAAUUACUAUGACUUUGAUGGACAACACAAUGCCAUGAACAACCUCACAUGUGCUGACCUGGCGAGCAACAACCAAGUAGCCACUUGGACUAGAGGUCAACAGACAACAACUAGUUCUUCUGUAGCUCCAACGACAAUUCAGAAUACUUCUCCGAGCUGGGAGGUGCUUUCCUUCACUGGCAGUGCUUACAACACAAACUACUAUGACUUUGAUGGACAACAAGUUGCCUUGAACAACAUCACAAGGGGGCAACCAUGGUGA
Molecule: messenger RNA, 981 nt
Organism: Miscanthus lutarioriparius
Lineage: Eukaryota; Viridiplantae; Streptophyta; Magnoliopsida; Poales; Poaceae
Source: the annotation of a GenBank genome assembly